Messenger RNA from Fundulus heteroclitus (mummichog), 2009 nucleotides. RefSeq names its product mucin-5AC-like. The transcript has 4 exons. The record is from RefSeq and is a predicted model, not a curated record. NCBI's taxonomy places the organism in Eukaryota, Metazoa, Chordata, Actinopteri, Cyprinodontiformes, Fundulidae. Bases 456 to 2009 code for a protein of 517 amino acids.
GUGGUUCCUCAUUAAUUAGUACAGAGACAACAACAGCAGAGCAAGUUGAUACAUAUUCCACUGAAGAGAAAAUAACCCCUUCAGUUUCAUUCACUACUGAAAAGGCAGGGGCAUAUCCUCUCACUACUGAAGAAGAGGGCAGUUCUGGAACCAUAAGUACAGCACAGUUUGCAUCCACUGUUACUGUCAUCGCAGAUUAUACAACACUAAGUACAAAGUCACCUUUAUUGUCAGCAUCAUACACAUCUGAAACAAGAGAUGUUUCAAAAAGUGCUGUUACCCCAGAUGUAUUACUCAGCAGCACAGCGAAACCAACAUCAGUACCUCAUAAAACAGAACAGACUCUUACCACAACCCAUGCUCAUGAAGAAUCUGCAACAUCCGUGGAUACCUCAGUAUCUGCCAGGACAGCUAAAGGGAGCACAGAUCAAUAUACCAGUGAACACCCCAGUGAAAUGUCCAGAAAAACGAUGACAUCUCCAAGUGGUUCCUCAUUAAUUAGUACAGAGACAACAACAGCAGAGCAAGUUGAUACAUAUUCCACUGAAGAGAAAAUAACCCCUUCAGUUUCAUUCACUACUGAAAAGGCAGGGGCAUAUCCUCUCACUACUGAAGAAGAGGGCAGUUCUGGAACCAUAAGUACAGCACAGUUUGCAUCCACUGUUACUGUCAUCGGUACAUCUUCAACCCUGUAUAGCAUUGACACAACAACAGCAACAAUAUCCCCUGAAGCAUCAUCAACCUUCGUGAGCACAGAGGAGGAUAUUUCUGAUGAAAACAUCACUACGUCUACAGAAACACCUGUCACCAAAGAUACAACUGGCUCCUCUGCUUUUAAUAUCCUGUCUUCAUCAGUGUCAACAUCAAGAAAAGCUGAUAUCACUGAUACUUCAAAAACAGCUAUUACUUCCUCUUCAGCACUCCACAGCACAGAGGAACCAAAAUCAGUGUCCCCCAAAGCACAUCAGACAUUUACCACUGUUGGUUUCGAGGAAAAGUCGCCAGUGUCAGAGGAAGGUUCAGCAUCUCCAAUAACAGACAACGAGAGGACAAGUCAACCCACAAGGGAAACAUCUAGCAUACACAUUGCAUCUCCUACAGGGUCCUCAUUGUUCAGCACAGAGAAGACAACAGCCCAUCCACCUGAGGAUCUUUACAGUAUCCAAACAGGUCAAACAAUGACACCUUCACUUUCCACAGUCACAGCCAGAACAGGAAGUUCUUCUGCCAGUUCUCCAGUUGAGAAAAGCUCUACAGGAUACCAAACUCCAGACACAUUCACAACAGUCUCUGUUGGUACAGGAACAUCUUCAUCUGUUCACAUUAACGAGACAAGGAUGUCUCCUGAAGCAAUAGCAGUCCUAAUAAGCACAGAGGCCGCAGGUUCCGGAGAAGGUUCUACUGAUUUUACUGACAAGACAUUUGUGACCGUUGCCACAGCAUCCCCAACACUGUUUACAGGGUCUCCUUCCAUCCCAACAUCAGAUACAUCUGUCAAAAGUGAGACUUCAAAAACAACUGUCUUCACAGCUUCAUCAGACUAUGGUGAAGUGAAAUCAACCCCUGUGUCUCCUGAAACAGAACAUGUUGUUACUACACAUCUGUUUGAGGGCAGUUCAAGAGCACCAGAACAAUCUACAUCCUCCCCUCUACCGUCUGUUUCGCAAGGAACUGGGAAAACCACCAUUUCAACCAUAGAUAGAACAGGCUCUUCUUCCCAGACACAAACUAUGUAUGUCCAGACAACCUCUGUGGAAUAUGAAAUUUCAGCUAAUCCACAUGAUGAGUAUGAAGAGUUGGAUCAAAAAUCUACAGUGGCAGAGUCUGUCACGUCAACCAAUGGAUCACAUAGUGAACUUGAGACAACUGCCCCUCUCAUUGUCCCAACGGCAGAAACCUCAGGGCACACACCCUCUGAUGUGACUGAAAAGACAACAGCAGAUUAUACAACACUAAGUACAAAAAUCUGCAACAUCCGUGGAUACCUCAGUAUCUGCCAGGACAGCUAA